This is a messenger RNA of Mugil cephalus (flathead mullet), 2112 nucleotides long. Its product is annotated as ly6/PLAUR domain-containing protein 6-like. The record is from RefSeq and is a predicted model, not a curated record. The transcript is spliced from 3 exons. Bases 1102 to 1473 code for a protein of 123 amino acids. NCBI's taxonomy places the organism in Eukaryota, Metazoa, Chordata, Actinopteri, Mugiliformes, Mugilidae.
CGUUAAAGGUUUAUGCCUCACUAGGUGAACGUUAACAGACUUUUACUUUUGCAGCAUGUUUGUGUCUCAGGCGUGCGACGGGUGUGUGUCCUGGGCGUGUGCAUACCUCUGUGGGACAGAUGGAAUAUGACAGAUAUGAGGCUGGCGUGGCCGGAAGGCAGACGCGUAAUGAGCGUUUUGAAAAAUCACAGUUUCAUACACUAAUAGCGAUUUGGAGCUUUUUCAGUUUUAUUUAAGAGAGGAGGCGUUUUUUAGUCCUGCAGUGUAUCUCGGUCAAUCAAUCAAUCUUUUAUUGUCACUGUCAGAAUAAAACAACAAAAUUCUGCACAGCAAGUGAUGUAAUAAGGUGCAAAGAUCCUAAUAAUUAAGUCAUUCAGUGCAGGCAAAAAAAGUACUCAACAGUAGAUAGACAUAUAGACAUACGAAACACACAGCACUGCAACAAUGCAAGGUCCAGCUCACAGCUUUUGUAACAGUGUGGUGUGUUGAGUGUCUCUGGAUGGGGGCAGAUCGAGGAAGGGAGCAAGAGUUUAGCAGCCUCCCUGUAAAUUUUACCAUAAUUUAUUUUUUAAAUGUGGUUUUAUCGUGAUAAACCUGCCAUGACUGACUUCUAACUUUAUGGCUUGUGUCACUGUCUACAACACUGCAACUUUUCUUAUGUACACAUUUAUAUUCAUGGGGCCACAUUAGACACUUAGAGUUUCCUCUCGACACAAGAAAAACCACAACAAAUUUCCCCGUCCUGAAGCACUCGUUGGCCUGUUCUUUCUGAAAGAAGCCACAACACCAUCCUUUCAGUCGACACACAGAGCACUGAAGAUGACUAACGUGCUGUGUCUGUGAUUGACAGUAGAUAAAAAAAAAGAAAGUAUCUGUGAAACCAGAGCAAGGUCGAGGAAUGUCCCGUACACACAGAGCGGGACGACGUGUAUGAGAUGCUUUCAGUCGGGUGCCACGGCGCAGGUUGAUGUGGGCGGAACUACUUAGGUCGCUUUCUGUAAAACAAACAACAGAAACCGCACGGAGCGAAGGGCCCGACAGGUUGGACCGCAGACUGCACACGCUGAGGUGGUGGACAGACGUCAGGCACCAGUGGAGAAGAUGCUGCUCGGCCUUGUGUUCCUCUUCCUCUUUGUCUCUCCAGCGCUGUCACUGAAGUGUUAUGUGUGCAGCUCCACUACCACCAAUGAAGAAUGCAACAGUGGCACACAGGAGUGUCAGGCGCCGCUCGACACGUGCAUGACUAUCAUCGACGUAUUUGGUUCAUCAAAAGCCAUCGUGAAGCAGUGUGCCAGCCGGGCCACGUGCUCGGGGGCUGCCUCCACGGCUUCAGUGGACUCCAACGGAAACGGAAACACCAUCAACUGCUGCAGAGGCUCUAACUACUGCAACUUCAACGGAGCCGACUCGGUUGGGGUUCACUCCACGCUGCUGCUCCUGACGGCUGCCGUUUCGCUGCUGCUGUCACGCUGACGCACCGGGGCUGCCACCUGAAACUAAAAGCUCCACAGAGCCUGAUCUGUAUCAAUACGCCGUCUCUAAUCUCUCUGUAGCAUUAUGUAAUAUAAUCCUGCUGUAAAUAGUGUCUUAACUACUGGAGACCGUUAACGUAUAAUCAUAUAUUUAUAACAUUAGGAUUCAUUAUUGUAUCAUAAAGUUUAUGGAAGCUGUAUUUUGGCUUGUUUCUUUAUCCUUUUGGCAGAAAAGAGGAAGGGAGUUCCUUUUUUAAUAUCUUGGCAUUACGCAUUAGUAUUAUGGCAGUAUAUAAAAACAAAAAAAAAGGAGCCAAAGAGGGAGGUUAUUUAGUAAAUGGAACCACUUCAACAUUAGUUUCUACAAUCAACAAUAUCCCUGGUACAAAAUAUAAUCCGGUGCUCCUUUAUCCCAAUUUGUGCAGUCAUCAGUCUAUAGAAAACUUAGAUAAGAGAGUGAAGGGCGCACACAAUAUGUACUUUAUGUCUGUAUGCAAUGACAUAAUGUACAAUUAAAAUGUAAAGCAUUUAUCCUGAAGAAAUGUUUCUGUUUUCCAGAGUUAGAGAUCUUUUUUCCUACUAAUUACUACCAUCUUUACCACACCCAUCUUUAUUUAAUAAAACUGUUUUUUAAAUCUAA